AUGGGCGGAAGCGUAUCGCCCGGCCGCUCGCCGCAGAAGAGCCGCGAGGGCGCCGGUGAUGUUGCGGACGAUGCUGGCGGGCUUCCGGUCUCGUCACAUUUGCAUCCGCAGCAUCACGAGUGGAAGCUGGCUGCCGGGCGAGCAAGGCGACGGUUCUCCGCCGAGAUGGCCAAGCGACGGCGGGUGCUGUCGGGCGGCAAAGUGGCCGACAAGUCGCGAGACAAGGUGUACGCCACGCUUGAUGCAGCGAUGUCGGUCCAGACAGGGAAGAUCUCGCUCCGCAGCCACGGGCUGGCCAAGCUCGAGCCGAGCCUCAUUGUGUUCAUCAAGCACGCCGAGGAUCUCAACCUCGCGUCAAACAUGCUGACCGAGCUUCCGGUCGCCUUUGGUGAGCUCUCGUUUCUCACGCGACUCAACCUCAACCACAACGCACUGCGGUCGCUGCCGGACGUCUUUGACAAGCUCCCGUCGCUAGAGUGGCUCUACUGCCGUGGCAAUGCAUUGGAGACGCUGCCGCCAUCGAUGGCGUAUCUGACUCGGCUUCGCGGCCUCCAGCUCGGGGCUAAUAGAUUCCGCAAGCUUCCCCCGUGGACGGUUGCGCUCAAGAGCCUCAUCACGCUCGACAUAUCGUUCAACACCCUGGAGGCCAUUCCGCUCGAGCUCGGAUCGCUGCACAAACUCAAGGAGCUUUCGCUGCUUGGUAACCCACUCAAGGCUGCGUCCGACAUUAUGCUUGCGCAGACUGGCGACAUCGGCGCGAUUGUGGCAGCUAUGCGCGAGCUUGCGGCCGACGACGACGCAGAACCCCCCGCACGGUCGGCCGUGGGUGGGACGACUGAAGGCUCAGCCGUGCCUCCGCCAGCGCCCGAACUGGUACCGACGCCGUCGCCAUCGCCGACCAAGUCACGGACCCGGCGACGGGUCAAGACCGUCAGGCGAGUCGGAACCGAGUCCAAGGCUGUGCAAGUCAACUUGGUCGACCUACCGCCACUUGCGGUGCGCGAUUGUAAUGGGAACGAGGCGAGCUGUGAGGGCACCGCGACGUCGACCGCACAGGCGGCAGCGGAGAUCAACACUGUGCUCCGCGAGCAGCUUGCCGCCAUGACGACUCAGAUCGAAGCUCUGGUGCUCGAUGAGACAGGCGAUAUUGGUCCGGCGAUUCGGUACCACUCGGCAGCGCUGAGCGAGGAGAUGCAACUCCUGGAGCUACAUCCCAAAGCCGGCGACACGGCGACCCACCAGCUGCGGGCCCAGGUCCGUGACCUGACGUCGAGCCUGGCAGAGGCGCGGGCGCGGGGUCGGACAACCGGCCGCAUCGCUGCCUUGACCCGCCACAACGAGCAGCUGUUGCGACAGGUGCAGAUGGCGCGCAGCCGUCGUCAGGGACCGGACCAUGCCGAGACGCUCGUUUGCCGCCAGCUCUCUUCGCGUGCGCGGAUGCUCGGCGCCGAGCUGCAGGUCCGCCAGGCAAGUGGGGCGGCGGAGCGGCAGGCAGCGCUGGCGACUCAGUCUGCUGUGCUGGCAGACGAGCUCGGGGCGUGGGCUAGUGGCGUGCCAGAGAGUGAGCUGCCUGUGGACACCGAUGAACAUGUGCUGCGGCAGCAGAUUGGCGAGCUGGAAGCGGCACUCGGCGACGCGGCGUCUGACACGAAUGACGAGCCGUCGUACGCUGCGGCUGCGAUCCACAACGCGGCACUCGCAAAGCAUGUGGCGCUAUUGCACGAGCGCGCGAUGGAAGAGCAUUUGCCACAGCUCGGUGAGGCCGAAAUUGUGUUGCCAGACACCCCGCCCGCCGACGCCGGGAUGGAGCAAGUGAGCGUGGGCGUCGAGGCCAAGCUGUGCGGCUGCUUUGACAUGGAGUCUGUGAUGCGGGUUGGAGGCGAUGACGGUGACGGCGGACUGAGCAUGGAGACAGACGUCAGCUGCGAGCUACUGCCACCGGUGCCGCAGAGCGGCAUUGUGUCAACGCCGCUGAAGCAGACGCCGGGCUUGUUGCUGGUGACGAGUGAGGGCGCCGAAGGCGCGAUUGCGGGCGAGAGCGAGAGCGAAGGCGAGUUUGACAACGGUGAGCUUUCACCGGGCGAGCUGCGGAUGAUGACGACUGCACUUGAAGAGGAGAGGCGGCGAGUGGCCGAGACCAUGACGGUCUUCCAGCAGUACUUUGAGGAAGCGUCGUGUGCGCUGCUGGAGCAGGAGGAUCGCGAGCGCCAGCUCGCGCACGAGCGACUGACGGUGGCGUCGCAAGGUGUGGGCAAGAUGCAGCAGUCUGUCGACGCGCUGCUGAAGCUGCUACUGGACAUCGGAACACGAGCGGACUCGAGCGCGCAGUCAACGCUUGUCGCGGGCAUGAUGAGCACGAUUGGCAACCUCGACGACAUCAUGCCUGGAGUGGUGAACACAGUCAUUCCACCGGCGGCAGCCAUUGCCGAGGUCGAGCCGAACGACGGCGCGGCCGAGCUGCAGGCUGCUGCGCGGCUGCUGUCGGAGAAGCUGACCAAGCUCUGCGAAGAGAUCAUGGCUGUGGAGAAAGAGACGGUGAUGAGCUUGUCGCGGUCGGCCGAAGCAGGCGGUGGGGAUGCGAGCGAGGGCACUGCGCCGGUGGCGGCUCCGCUGAGGUCGACACAAACCGAGCUCGAGCUCAUCGACUCGAUCAACAUGUCCAAGGACGAGCUCGGGCUGGGCAGUGGGGAUGAGGACGGUGAAUCGUUUGUCUCGAGCGGAACCGAGAGCGAGGGCGAGCAGGCGGCCAGCGUUGGGCCGCCAGGUCUACUUGCCUCGGGCUCGUUGGUGAGCAUGCUUGCGCUGGAGGAAGCCGACGAGGGCAUGUUUGAUGCGGCUACCUCGCUCUUUGACUCGAUCAACGUGCUGCUUGUUAAGCGGUCACUGCGGCCGAUGCAGGAGCCGCGCAAGUUCCUCACCUCGGUCCGGGCGAAGCGGCGGUCGUCGAUGGUGUCGCUUACGCAGAGCCUGAUCCGAUCGCGGUCGCGGCCGCACAUGCGGCACGAGGCUCUGCGGGCGGCGCAGCCGCUGCGCAAGAUGAGCAUGCCGUACGCACUGCACCCGCGACAGUCGCCGGUGUCCCGGGACGACGCCACGCAGGUCAGAUCAACACUUGUCGGAUCGGACCCAUCGAUGGGCCGUGACAUCACGCUCGCCCGCGCGCUUGUCGAUGCGGAGCGGGCAGCUGAUGAGGCGUUCCAGGUCAGUCUCGCCGACGCCGGCCCGUCUGGUGAGGAGAUCUCCCGCUUCCCGAGCGGUGCCGGCAGUGGCACCCAGAGUGGCUCCGGGAGUGGCUCCGGGAGUGGCUCCGGGAGUGGCUCCGGGAGUGGCUCCGGGAGUGGCUCCGGGAGUGGCUCUGGGAGUGGCUCUGGGAGUGGCUCUGGGAGUGGCUCUGGUAGCGGAAGCUCCCGCGAUUCUGACGGUGGCCGGUCGGAUGAUGGCGAUCUAGAUGCAAGUCAUGGUGGCCAGUCAGAAGACAGUUCGGCCAGCGGUGGUUCGGGCGAUUACCCGGCAGCUGGCUUGGGCUCGGCAGCUGGCUCGGGCUCGGCAGCUGGCUCGGGCUCGGGCUCGGGCUCGGGCUCGGCAGCUGGCUCGGGCUCGGGCUCGGGCUCGGCAGCUGGCUCGGGCUCGGGCUCGGGCUCGGGAUCCGACGACUCCGGAUCUGAUGACAGUGGCGAUGGAGUGGCGUAA
This is a messenger RNA of Thecamonas trahens ATCC 50062, 3690 nucleotides long. RefSeq lists its product as uncharacterized. The transcript has a single exon. Gene Ontology annotation, molecular function: protein binding. Lineage: Eukaryota; Apusomonadida; Apusomonadidae. The coding region runs from base 1 to 3690 and encodes 1229 amino acids. The record is from RefSeq and is a predicted model, not a curated record.